CUUUUAUUUGUGGGAAGGAACAUAAGAAACGUUUCUGAUGUCUACUCUAAGUAAUUCAACAAAUAUAUUUUGGCAAGAAUGUCCAGUUGGGAAGGUUGAAAGGCAAAAGCUUCUUAAUCAUAGGGGGUGUGUAGUAUGGAUUACGGGUCUCAGCGGAUCAGGGAAAAGCACACUAGCAUGCUCAUUAAGUAGAGAACUGCACUCUAGGGGAAAGCUGUCCUAUGUCCUUGAUGGAGAUAACCUUCGGCAUGGACUAAACAAGGACCUUAGUUUCAAACCAGAAGAUCGAACUGAAAACAUACUUUUGAGUUGAUUAAGAGUCUUCUAGGGACAAAGGUUGAGUGGCUCUACUAUAUUCUUUAGGCAUUCAACUCUGGUGAUUUAGUUCAUUAUCAGGAACUAUGUCAUGUGCACAAUGCUGCUCUGAGGGCUCAACCAGCAUUAGUUAAGAAUGAGAAAAAGCUGGUGGAAAAGAUAAAUAUUCUCUGCUUGAUGGAAAUUAUUUUCAGGUUUAGCAUUUGUCUUUUUUUUUUUUUUUUGGUUCUACCUUUGAUUUGUGCCAGAGGAACAAGUCUUUCCCGAUACAAUUGGCAUAAUUGAUUAACUGCUACAUGUUUCCUUGCAGCCGGUCAUCUAAUGAUCGAACUAUACCUUUGAGUAUCAUUGUAGAGCGCACAAAACUUUCUAUCGAGGAGGUGGAGCAUCUUCUUAUGAAGAGCCUUUCUGUUCAUCUGAUCGAGGGCCUAAUUGAUCAAGUUGAGGGAACAGUGCAUGUAUCCUGGAUGCAGCCAAGAGUAUUGGGGAUUCCACAGAUCACAUCCUUGCGCGAUCGUCUGGACAAUUGUAACAAUUCAUUAACAGAAAAGGGAAAAAAAUUGGAAA
Messenger RNA from Corylus avellana, 882 nucleotides. The record is from RefSeq and is a predicted model, not a curated record. Lineage: Eukaryota; Viridiplantae; Streptophyta; Magnoliopsida; Fagales; Betulaceae.